Messenger RNA from Cylindrotheca closterium, 1428 nucleotides. Lineage: Eukaryota; Bacillariophyta; Bacillariophyceae; Bacillariales; Bacillariaceae. The record is from the annotation of a GenBank genome assembly.
AUGAGAAGAGGAACCACUAGGAUGCUUCCCAACAAUAUCCAAACGCUCCUUCCCUUAUUACUGCUGCAUCUCUUCUUGUGCAGCCAUACCAUACAAGCUCAGCCUUCGUAUUCCAAUGUCACCCUCAAGGCCAACGGUGGAGAUUUAGAAGUGGUAGUCUAUCUUCCCAAAGGCAUAAAACCAAAAGAACCGACCUACUACCUUUCCACUCGCUUUGAUCAUGGCUCCAUGAUCGGAAGCAUCAAGCGUACUACCACCAACAAGGACGGAACAAAAAAGACCCACGUACUCUAUGAUAUUAACCAAUGGCGAGUCCCUCACGAUCCGUAUUGGGCUGAAAGUGGGGUCGGUUUGGCCAGUGAAUUUGGUGUGGGCGACGAUGGUGGCUUUUGCACCUUCCUCUGUGGAUGGGAUCAAGUCAAUGAAGUGACCAACGGCGUUUUAGGGUAUCAGGAAGCCAAGCACGGCGAGUCUUUCCUAAAGAUUGGUGUGGGUGAACUCAUCAAGGGCUCUUGCAAUAUCUGCGACAGUACCGAUGAUUAUCGAUUCAACUCUCCCUAUGUAUACGCCAAGACGCCCAUUUGGACGCUGCAAGAAAACAAAGAGGGAAAUGCAAUCACAUUGACACAAGAAGCUUCACUGAAUCAACACGGAUACCGUCUUCAGAAAGACAUCUCUGUUGUAGACGAUCAACUCUUUGUCAAGUCCACCCUCACAAAUCUAGGGAGAGAUCCCUUUGCGACUGCUUGGUACUCGCAUCACUUUUUCACCUGCGACGGUAGUCCGGUGGGCAAGGGAUAUGGAGUAGAUUUGGAUGUUGCCGGUACUUCUGGGCAAUAUGAAGAACCUGCUGCAUGGUUCUGGUCGACUCCCCUGCAACAAUACGCUUCGGUAACACCCCAAAAGGACAAGGUAACCGUCGAAAUGCAACGAGGGGUCGAACGAGAUGUACGCAUCAAGGCUGAGUUUGUCAAGGACGACACGAGUCGCGGCACUUUUACAGUACGAGGCUGUGGGAAUUCCAUUAAAGAGAGCAUUCCCGAGGUGGGCAACGAAGGGUCCCCGGUUUCCAUGUACGCCUUCAACUUGUACAUUGAAACGGGCACCUUUUCUCCUGAACCCCAAAUAUAUAUGCACCUCUAUCCCGGCGAAGCGAGAUCCUGGACCCAACACUUGGAAUUCAGUGAUCUAGAGAAGGAACCAACUUCCCCACCAUUACCAUUGUCAGAAUUGACGCAAAAUGCUCGGAAUACAGCAGCUUCGUCUUUUUCGUCGCAUCCUCAUUUGGUGUUUUUGGCAUCCAUCCUGAUAAGUGCCUCUGUUACCAUGGCAGCGCAUGCCAUGUGGAGCAAACGACGCAGUACCACUUACAGUGGCACUAUUAGUCUCAGCAGCAAGGGAUACUCGUCAAUACCAGAGGUAUCCUAA